Camarhynchus parvulus is the source of this 889-nucleotide messenger RNA. RefSeq names its product multiciliate differentiation and DNA synthesis associated cell cycle protein (gene MCIDAS). The record is from RefSeq and is a predicted model, not a curated record. Gene Ontology annotation, cellular component: nucleus. Lineage: Eukaryota; Metazoa; Chordata; Aves; Passeriformes; Thraupidae. The coding region runs from base 101 to 889 and encodes 262 amino acids. The transcript is spliced from 5 exons. Gene Ontology annotation, biological process: negative regulation of cell cycle; negative regulation of DNA replication.
GUGCCCGCCCUGGGGUCCUUGCUUCCAGGAUGGGCCGGAGAUUGAUUUCCAGGAAUUCAGGGAUACUCUUGGUGAUUUUAUACCUGAUGUAGCCACCCUAAUGCCACCACCACUGGACUGUACUGACUAUGAUUUCUCACUUGGUGAGGAGGUGGCUUUUGCCCCCUGCACCCCACAGCUGCAGAGCAGUGCUCUGGUGCAGGUUCCCCCACAGAACCUGUCUUCCCCUGAGCCGCGCUGGAGGGACCUGGCAGACCAGCACCAGAAAGCACUGGGAGAUGCCCUGGAGGCAAACAGCCAGUUGCAGGAGACCCUCACACAGAGGCAGGAAGAGCUGGUGACACUGCGGGAGAGCAACGUGCAGCUGAAGGAGCUGGCAAGUCAGGCCAGGCAGCUGGCUGCUGUCCUUGACACGCUGAUGCUCCCGCAAAGCGCCGACGGGACAGUCCUUCCUCCUCUUCCUCCUCUUCAUCCUUUACCUCCUCCGCCCGCCGCCGCCGCCGCCGCUGCCCCGGCCGGGGCCGGCCCGGAGGAUGCGGAGGGCGUGGAUGCCAUGCUGCGGGCCGUGUCGGAGAAGUGUCGCGCCGCCCUGCGAAGCCUGGGGGCAGCGCGGGGGGCAGCCCCGGGGGCAGCCCGGGACACAGCCCGGGAGGCAGCCCCACAGCCAAGCGCGCACGGCCGGGCCCGCGCCUGCACGGCGCCUUCCGCGGGCUGCGCACCGGCCGCGCCGCGCCGCGCCCCGCCGGCGGGGGAGCUGGAGGGGGGCGGCAGCCUGCGGGCCGCGCUCGGCGAGGCGGGCGCCAUCCGCACCCUGGCCUUCCCGCAGGGAAACGCCUUCAGUCUCCGCACGGCCGCCGGCGGGCACCGCUUCCGAUGGGUGCCGCGCUGA